Messenger RNA from Penicillium crustosum, 1068 nucleotides. Its product is annotated as zinc-dependent alcohol dehydrogenase family protein. The coding region runs from base 1 to 1068 and encodes 355 amino acids. Lineage: Eukaryota; Fungi; Ascomycota; Eurotiomycetes; Eurotiales; Aspergillaceae. Gene Ontology annotation, molecular function: oxidoreductase activity. The record is from RefSeq and is a predicted model, not a curated record. The transcript has 2 exons.
AUGGCCAGACAAUGGGUUUUAACAGGCCAAGAAGGCUUCGAGACCUCUCUGGAGUACCAACAGGACGUUAAGAUACCCUCAAUUCACGAAUUGGGUCCCCACGAUGUUCUCGUUCGCAUGCAUGCAGCGAGUUUGAACUAUCGUGAACUAGUCAUCGCAGGUCCUAUGGGCAUAAAUGGACCAAUCACGCCACCAGUGGUUCCAGGCUGUGACGGCGCUGGCAUAGUCGAAGGCAUUGGAUCAUCUGUCCAUGAUUUCCAUCUAGGCGAUCGCGUACUCACGCACGUCUCCGCUAAAUUCGUCGAAUCUCGUGGAGACGAUGCACUGGCGGGCAUUGCCGAUGUUGCAGCCUGCCUCGGCCAAGGAUCUGAUGGCACGCUUCGAUCCCAUGGUGUUUUCUCUGACGCGGGUCUUGUCCACGCGCCCAAGUCUCUCGACUGGCUUCCUGCCGCAACCUUGACUUGCACCUGGACUACCGCGUGGAAUGCCCUGUUCGGUUUGAAGGGCCGGGAAGCCGGACCGGGCUCGUGGGUGCUUGUUCAGGGUACCGGCGGGGUUAGUAUUGCAGCUCUGCAGCUCGCUGUCGCAGUGGGUGCGACUGUGAUCGCGACUACGUCGUCUGAGGAGAAAGCGGCUCGUCUAAAGACGUUGGGUGCCACGCACGUUAUCAAUUACCUGACCAAUUCGAAAAGCUGGGGCGAGGAAGCCCGAGGUUUGACCCCUGGUGGAAGAGGCGUGGAUUUUGUUAUUGAUGUCGGUGGUAAUGAAACACUACCUAAUUCCCUGGCGGCGGUGCGUGUGGAUGGAAUUGUUCUAGUCGUUGGUCAAGUUGGGGAGUCCAGUGUUGAUGCUGUGCCUAUGUUCGCCGCUCUGCUGCAUACAUGCAUUGUUCGUGGUAUUCUGGCUGCCAGUCGCAACCAAUUUCGGGAGUUGAUUCGCUUCAUUGACGAGCACGAGAUUGUGCCGGCGGUCGAUGAUGUGGUGUUCGAGUUGGCUGAGGCAAAGAGCGCAUACAGGCGCCUCAAGGAAAAGAAACACUUUGCUAAAGUUUUGAUCAAGAUUGAUUGA